Messenger RNA from Daldinia decipiens, 1207 nucleotides. RefSeq names its product NAD(P)-binding protein. The record is from RefSeq and is a predicted model, not a curated record. Bases 149 to 1090 code for a protein of 313 amino acids. Lineage: Eukaryota; Fungi; Ascomycota; Sordariomycetes; Xylariales; Hypoxylaceae. The transcript has a single exon.
ACUAAACUCUGAUAUGCCGACGUAUGUGAACGCGACUCCUCUAUUUGACGAUCUAAAUAGUCGCAUCGCAUGCUGUGGCUGCUGACCUCCUCCGCACAACUGCCGCACAACUGACGCAUCAUCGAUUAGAUCCAGCCAAUAGCCCAGCAUGUCAAAAGUCCUUCUCAUUACAGGUGCUACAGGAAAGCAGGGUGGUGCUGUGAUAACUGCACUUCUCGACCGGGACCCUAGCAAAUUCACCAUUCUCGCCGUCACACGCGACGUCAACAGCAUCAGUGCCAAGACUCUUGCCCAGAAAUCACCCUCGAUCAAACUCGUGCAGGGUAAUCUUGGUAACGUCCCCAGCUUAUUCUACGAAGCUCGAAAGAUAUAUCCCCAACCUAUAUGGGGUGUCUACUCUGUCCAGAUCUCUAUGGGAAAGGGGGUGACCCUCGAGGGUGAAGUUGCACAAGGCAAGGCUCUCAUUGACGAGUCUAUCAAGGCCGGUAUCAGACAUUUCGUUUACAGCAGCGUAGAGCGUGGCGGAGACGAAGCAUCGUGGGACAAUCCGACCCCCAUACCUCACUUCCAGAGCAAGUAUCGUAUCGAGCAGCAUCUUCGAAACGCCACCGGCCCGGGAAAACCGGGCGCAAGUAUGGGUUGGACGAUCCUACGUCCGGUAGCUUUCAUGGAUAAUCUAGCACCCGGGUUUCCAACCAGGGUUUUCAUGACCGCGCUACAUAAUCAUUUGGGAAAUAAACGUAUGCAAUGGAUCGCCACGUCGGAUAUUGGCGUCUUUGCUGCCAAGGCGUUUGCUGACCCCGAGCGCUGGAACCGGAGGGCCGUUGGCCUCGCAGGCGACGAGUUAUCAUGGGAGCAGCUUAAUGCCUCAUUCACCAAGGCGACGGGAGCCCCCGUACCGGUGAGCUACUGGUUUCUCGGGAGCGUGCUGACAUACAUGGUCACCGAGAUGGCCCUGAUGAUUGGAUGGUUCGCCAGCGAUGGCUAUAAGGCAGAUUCUAUAGCUCGACGCAAGGAUCAUCCUCAAAUGCUGACCCUGGAGGAGUGGCUAGUCAAAGAAAGUCUGUUUGAAACGGUCCGUCGCUGGUAAUGGGUGUGUUAAUCUGUAUCGCAAUACAUAGUAGACAUAGUACUAUAGCGAUAUGUAAGUAUCUCCCUCGACAUUGAAACCGGCGAAUUCAAAGCUUUCACACAAUACAAGGAGUAC